GAAAGGGACACGCAAACUUCAGGCACAAGUCCUACGCCGCCUCGCCUAGCUUGCUUAUCUUGGAAGAACCGUUCACACACACCUAUAGCUAGCUAGUUGUAUGCACUACACCUAGAGAAAGAAUCAACCAAGACUUCGUCCCAAAUCAAUCACCAAACCAUCCCUAGCCAAUCUUGAUCUCUGAAACACACCCUGCUAAUGGCGCACAUCGGCGGCGGUGGUCCGCUAUCUUCCGGGAGGGGUCAACAGCAGGAGACGUCCGUCGUGGAGAGCCAUUUCCAGGGCUUGCUCGGCGACGUGAUGGUCGACGACGACAGGUACCGCGCAUUGUGCGGCGCGUUCGGUUACCUGCAGCAGCAGGAGUGGCCGGACCUGAGCAGCGCGUGCUACGCCGGCUUCGGUGCGCCGGUGCCGGGUGUGGCACAGGAGACCAGCAACGGCGGCAACUCCUUCUCCUGCAGCGGCAGCGCCAGCAGCGGCGGCGGCAACUCCAGGAAGAGAAAACCAGACGCGCAUGCCGACGCAAAGAAGACUCUGUCCCAGGGUGACUGCAAGAGGACCAGAGGGAAGCAGCAGCAGCUCUGUGAUCCUGAUCAGAAUGCAGGUAAAGGGAAGCCGGAGAGGCCCAGGCCGUGCACCAGGAAGAAGCCGGAGGUGGCGACCGCCGGCGAGAGGACCGACUACAUCCACGUCAGGGCACGCCGUGGGCAGGCCACGGACAGCCACAGCCUCGCCGAGCGGGUGAGGAGGGAGCGGAUCAGCGAGCGGAUGCGGUACCUGCAGGAGCUGGUGCCCGGCUGCGACAAGGUCGCCGGCAAGGCCGGCAUGCUCGACGAGAUCAUCAACUACGUCCAGUCCCUCCAGAAGCAAGUCGAGUUCCUGUCCAUGAAGAUCGCAGCCUCCAAUCCGGUGGUGAACUUCAACAUCGUCGACGACCUCUUCGGCGGCAGGCGUCCGAGCCCUGCCAUGGCGCUGCCGCUACACGGACAGCUCGACCCGUCCUGCCUCCAGAUGAGCGCCAUGCAGCAGAUGCAGCACCCGCAAGCUGCAGCGUUCGGGCUGGAGAUGCUCGUCGGCAACCAGUGCCCGCCGGCACAGAGCGCGGCUGCCACGCCGGCGUCGGUGUCGGCCGGCGCGUCGGUCGAGUCAUGCCUCGACGUGAACGGAGCUGCUGCUUGGGGCAUUGGCUCCCAGAAUUUGUUCGCUGGGUUUGAUGCACAGUUCCAGUCAGUACAAAGCGAUUGUUUGCUAGACAGCCUCAAAAUGGAAAUGUGAGCAGGAUUAAUUCUCAUUCCUGAAGCUUUAACAACAGCAAUACUUGUGGCUGAAGAUUCUUUAUUCAUAGCAACUGUACUAAUGCAGUAUUCUGCUGGCAAUGAAAGUAGAAAUACAUGUGUGUGAAUUUAUAUA
Lolium rigidum is the source of this 1410-nucleotide messenger RNA. RefSeq names its product transcription factor BHLH089-like. The transcript is spliced from 5 exons. The record is from RefSeq and is a predicted model, not a curated record. Bases 199 to 1275 code for a protein of 358 amino acids. Gene Ontology annotation, cellular component: nucleus. NCBI's taxonomy places the organism in Eukaryota, Viridiplantae, Streptophyta, Magnoliopsida, Poales, Poaceae. Gene Ontology annotation, biological process: regulation of DNA-templated transcription. Gene Ontology annotation, molecular function: DNA-binding transcription factor activity; protein dimerization activity.